This is a messenger RNA of Bombus huntii, 1948 nucleotides long. RefSeq lists its product as uncharacterized. The transcript has 3 exons. The coding region runs from base 1279 to 1764 and encodes 161 amino acids. Lineage: Eukaryota; Metazoa; Arthropoda; Insecta; Hymenoptera; Apidae. The record is from RefSeq and is a predicted model, not a curated record.
UACGUUUUACGAAUAUUCGCGAAGAAGCCCGUCGUUGCUCUCCUUCGUCGAUUUUUGCAUGACCUAUCAGCUAUAUCGAGUCAAAAGUAACAAACUGACCGUGUGGACGAUGCUCGUCCUUUUUUCUGUGAAAAAAAAAAAAAAAGACGCGAAAUUUUAGGGUUCUCUUUCGCACGGAAACCGACCAACCAACCGAGAAAGAGAAAACUGAUAACGAUGAUGGUAAGAAUGGAGAGAAUGCAUUUUACCAUACGAAAAUAUUGUAAGUGUGAAGCAUUAUUGCUAACUCUAUACAUAUGUAUGUAUGGUUUUUUCGAUCGUACGAAUAGAAACAGUUUCCAAAAUACACAAUCUCUUACAAAGUAAUUUUGGCUGCGAUUCAAACUCAAGAUACGAGAGAGGGUAGCGAAAGAAAGAAUGAGGGAGAGAAAGAGAGGAAGAGAAACAUUUUCGAAACUUGGAAUUGUCCGAGUUGCGAACGACAUUGUUUUUUCCGUGUAAAAGCGAGCAAGUCUUAUGAAAACUUUGUAAGCUUCCUAAUAAAAUAGCAUUUAAUCGAUAAACAGCAUUUCUCAUUUCGGUUUAAUAGCUAUACCCUUUUAGCUUCGUCUACGAGAGCAUUCUUGCUUGCUAGAAGAACACUUUCCUCGAUUUGUUCGCACGAUCGUCGUCGAACAAAAGACACACGGUACAAUUCUCUCGAUUAAUUCGUUGGAAUUUACUUCAAACUCGAUUGUAAGUCAAGCUUUCAUUCUCUAAUUUUGAUCAAAGUGUACUGAAUUUGAAUUCGAAGUACAUGCAACUGAACUGCCAAAGAAGAAGUUCAUUUUGCAUUACAAAAUUGGAAAUUGCAUAGCUUAAUAUACAGAGUGCCCACCUAACUCUUCCGUGCUUGAAUAUUCUUUUAUUUGUCGUGAUACACAAAAAUGUUUCGGAAAAAUGUUAUGAUAUUUCAAGGUGGAAAUUCGAUUGUCAGAAUGAUUAUCUCGCGAUCAGAUCUUGUGAAAUUUUGUUUAUCGUUAAAACGUAUCCAAACAUGUACCGCGCCCCAUGUCCAAUGACAUUGAAGUGACUCGAGUCGAAAAUAACUGACUGAUGUGGGAAUUCAAGGAAAAUGAAUUACGAUGUAUGUAAACGAAUGUGAACGCAGGCAACGCAAGACGCGGUCAGGUGAAACAACCCCCAUUCCUCUUUCCUUUCAUCUACAAUGUACAUGUAUUAUUGCUCCGGGGCGUAUCGACCAAAUAUAUCCCCACCUCCGUCUCCUUCAUUGUAUAGAUGGUUAACACGAUACAGCUGAUCCUCGAUAAACGUAACUGUCGUCGUCGCCUUAGGUCGAGGAGGACAACUAUGGAUCGAACGAGUUCUCACGGUUCCAACUCAUCCGCGGUGGCCAAACAAUUAGAAAAACUACCACCUUUUAAAUUAUGCUUUUCCAAAGAUAGAUUAAUUGGCAAAUCGAACAUACGUGUAUCGAAAAUCAACGGAGAAUCGAUCACACCAAAAUUUUACUCGAAGGAAUACGAAAAUAGAGCGAACAAUUUCAACACGAUUGAUACAUUCGAGAAAACUACGGAAGAGCAGGAAAAUGGUGGCAACUGUAGUAGACGCCCACCAGUUUUACUUAGCAGCAAUGCGUACGGCUGGUGGCACGAACGAGGAUUACAGCCGCUUCGAUCUCGAUUCGACUUCCAUAGAAAAACGUCCGAUUUAGUCAAUUUCGGGACAAACGUCCGAAACGAGAAACGGAAGAUCGAAAAUUAAGAGAGCCGAAGUAGUGACGUAUGCAUAUAAAUAUUGCCAGAGACAAAUUCCUUUGUUUAUUUAUUAGAUUUUUUAGUUAAAAGCUAUACGCACGUACAUUCAUUAAAACGUAAACGAAACAAGUUGUAAUAAAUGGAAACAGGGUGAGUAGAAAUGAAAAUAAAUUUUCCCGCUUGAAAUCAAC